AUUGCAAAUAAAAACUUAUUUAAUGAAGGGAGUGUGUAUAAAACUCUAUAAAUACUUCACAUAGUCCGGAAGAACCUUUGUAUUUGCAACUCCUCAGCAAUCUCUUAUAAAGUGGACCAACGUUUCCUUGACCAAUCACAAUAACCUCGUCCCCAAAAAAAAAAAACUCGGAGAGAAAAGAACCCAAAAAUAAAAAUCAAAAGAAAAUGUGUGUUGAGAAGCAAACAGUUGCAUCAUUAACCCAAGAAAAGAAAAUGGAUGUUGAAAUCAUUUCUCCAUCUUCUUGCUCUUCCAGAUUUAAGAGUGUUUGUGUUUACUGUGGAAGUAGUACUGGUAAAAGAGACUCUUACAGAGAUGCUGCUAUUCAACUUGGUCAAGAACUGGUUGCUAAAAGAUUGAAACUUGUGUAUGGUGGUGGGAGUAUUGGACUUAUGGGUUUAGUUUCUCAAACCGUUCAUCAAGGUGGAGGACAUGUUAUUGGAGUCAUACCCAAGUCUUUAAUGGGCAAAGAGCUUACCGGAGAAACAGUUGGAGAAUUGCUGCUAGUCUCCAAUAUGCAUCAAAGAAAAGCUGAAAUGGCCCGCCACUCCGAUUGUUUUAUUGCUCUUCCAGGUGGGUAUGGAACAUUGGAAGAAUUACUUGAAGUUAUUACUUGGGCACAACUGGGUAUUCAUGACAAGCCUGUUGGUUUGCUCAACGUUGAUGGGUAUUACAACUCUUUGCUGACUUUCAUUGACAAAGCUGUUGAUGAUGGUUUCAUCCCACCUUCACAGAGGCACAUACUUGUCUCUGCCCCUACUGCUAAAGAACUUGUUCAGAAGCUCGAGGAAUAUGAACUCGUACAAGGAGCUUUAGGUAAGUCGAGUUGGGAGGUAGAUCAACCGCAACAAGUCGGAUUCAACACCGCAUUGCAGGCUGAAGUGGCUAUGUAAAGAUUAAACUACAUUAUUAUUAUUAUGUUGUGGGUAUUUUUUUUGCUGCUAAUUUAAAGGAAAUUAGCUAAAUAGGAGGGUGAAGAUUAAACUUUCUUUUGGGUCCCUUUCAAGUAAACUAUACUAGUAGUAGUAGUAGGAUAUGGGAAGUAAUUAAGGGGUUUAGGGACUGACUAUUAGGAAAAUGUUGUGCUAAUGCUAGUAUGCUACAAGCCUACAAGUGCAAAAUGUCUAAUGAUUUUUUUGCUAUAGAACUUUUGGCACCUUUUUGGAACACCUACCUCUAAUGUUUGGAACACCUACCUCAACCUCCCAAAACUUAUCUAUGGAUUGGAUGUAGUAGUCUUCUACAAUUGUAUGUACGUAUAAUACAAUUAUAUUAAUGAUACUAUGUAUAUUUAUCUUCU
Molecule: messenger RNA, 1339 nt
Organism: Amaranthus tricolor (Joseph's coat)
Lineage: Eukaryota; Viridiplantae; Streptophyta; Magnoliopsida; Caryophyllales; Amaranthaceae
Product: cytokinin riboside 5'-monophosphate phosphoribohydrolase LOG5
Exons: 7
Coding region: 207-932 (241 amino acids)
Biological process (GO): cytokinin biosynthetic process
Cellular component (GO): nucleus; cytosol
Molecular function (GO): hydrolase activity, hydrolyzing N-glycosyl compounds
Source: RefSeq, a predicted model, not a curated record